AUGUCCGGUAGAGCCAAAACAAGCGAUGAGUUACUCCAAAGUCUUUUUCACGAUAUCCAACAGACUGGCCCGGUGGGAUUUCCCUUUAUUAUGUUUAUUUUUUAGGUGAAUGUGGACGACAUUUUAAUUGAUGGGACGACAAAUAACAAGAGAAAGAAAGGGAAGAAGUCCAAGAAGGAGAGGGAAGGGGAAACCAGCAGUAAGAAAAAUAAAAAGGAGAAGGAAACUAUCGUGGAAGACAAUAUAAAAGAAAAGAAGGUAAGUUACUCAGUUAGUUAACAACUGUUAUAUAGGAAAAGAAGCAUAAGGAUAAAGAGAAAAAGGAAAAACACAAAAGCAAGGAAAACAAAGACGGGAAACGAAAAGAGGACAAGGAAAAAAAGAAAAAGGUAGGCGUAAAGGGUGGAGCAAGUAAGUUAUGCCAAUUCAAAUCGGGCUAAAGAUUCCCCACCCAAUACUUGAACAAAAAGAUAUGUUUCAGGAUAAGAGCUUAUCAAAGGAAAUGAAAGAAGAUGAGAAGCUCCCUGAAAAGAAGGUCAGAGAAUGGGAUAUUGGGAAAAGGCCAGUGAAUCAGAAUGAUAGAAGAAUUCAGAAAAGCAGAAGCAGAAGUCCACUAAGAAUUAAACGAGGGCGAUUAUCCCCAGUAUAUUCCGCCAGGGGCAGUAGUAUACGUAGUCCUCCUCGAAAGUCCGGUAGAGGUAGAGAUGGAUCGAGAGGAAGUAUAUCUCCAAUCAGAAAUGGCCGUUCCUCUCCUAGAGCAUCUACUAGAAGAAGCAGAUCCCCUUAUCGGCAUCCCUUUAGGGCGGAAAGGUAAUAAUUGAACUUAUCUGAACAAUUUUAUGUUUUUAGGUAUUAUUCAAGACGCAGUGGCUUUGGUUUUGACCGGAUAUCUAGGUCCAGGUCUCGUUCGUGGUCCCCACACAGGUUUAAACGGAGGAAGUCAUCACGCUCUCCUCAGCCUAGAGAAUUGGAUGAAAUGAAGGUAGACAAGAAAGAAUUGAUUGCCAUUGCCGAGAAGAAUGCUUAUAAAUUGAUGAUGGCUGGAAAGUUGCCUAAAAACUUUAACAUCUCUGCGAGUUUGCGAGAAAAGAGUAUAAAGGAAUUGAUAAGUAAGUUUUGAUAGAUCUUUAGAAUUUACUUAUUACUUGUAGAAUAUUGUGAAGAUAUCAGUUCCAAGAAAUUCACUCUUCCUGUAAAUGAAACUCUGAUCCAAGAAACGGAUCAGGACUUUGACUUCACAACUUUACCCGUAAAGGCGGCUAUAAAGUUAAAUGUCGGGACUGCCAUGAAACCGAAAUCAGCAUUGGAACGGUUGAUUGAAGAGAGUGCGCUGAGGAAAGCAUUCCCGGUUUCUUCAGGCGAUAAAUACGGCGAUGAAGAAUGGGAGCCAGUUCCUGUUGAAACGACCGUGGUUACAGCGCUCAGCAGCAAGAAAGUGAAAGUGGCCCCAGUUUAUUUGUUCUCCGAUCCUCCGCCACCAGCCCCAGUGCCGCCACCACCUCCAAGGGGCUCCGAGGUACGACUAGUUUAGAUGCAGUUUGAGUAAGUAUUCUUUAGGUCUUAGAACCACCUUUCCCUCCACCACCGUCCGCCCCCAUCUUGGACUGGGCCUUGCUUCAACCCCCUCCGCCCCCUCCUGUUUGUGCUGGAUUUGAUGCCCCAGCCAUAACGAAGGAGAUCCCCGCACCACCUCAGAUUAUAUCCGACUUUUCUGAGUUGUUAUCAGAAGACGAAAAGAAGGACAUUUUGGAGGGACGUCUUCCUCAAGAACCGGAGCCUAUGGACAUCGAGGAGGGAGAGAUCAUUCCUCCACUAACCAGAUGGGAACCCAUUGCCCUUAAUGGAUUUGUGCAAAUAAAAAGAAAAAAGAAGGACAAGGUUAAAAAGGACAAUGAAAAGAACGGUGGUGCCAAAGAAAAGGAGAUUUUAACAAAAGAAUCAGAAGCUGAUGAUGUUAAACCGGCUACAUCUAGUGCGAAACCUUUGGACGAGGUUGGAUGUAUUGUUAGAGAUCUGUUGGAAGAGUUAGUCUCAAAGAUAGUGAAAGAAGAACGGAGUUUUGUAUGUCUGGAUCAGGAUGAAUUGGAAAUGUUAACUGAUAUGUUGGAAGACAGCGAAGAGAUAAAAGGCGCGGACGCAGGGAAUAAGGAAAAAGAAGCGGAAGUUGAUCAACAGGAUGCUAGUCAGGGUGAUGGUAGUUCAAGUGACAGUGACGACUCAGAAGAGGGGCCUAUGCCCAUGCUCGAGAGGGAUAACGAAAAGAUAAUAGCCAUUGGGGAGUCCGUCUUUGGAUCAUUUCUGGAGAUCCCUAAUUUCUCAUCUGAUAUCUCUAUGCUCCCUGCUGUUGUAUGUUUUCCCUUUAUUUACAUGUAUGUUUUUGUUUUAGGCACCAGUUAGAUGUGGACAUCUGGUAGCUGAGAGGGCGCGGUUAACACAACAUCUCUCUCAAUUUCCAAAUGAUUUUGCGACAAGAAUGGCAUUGGCCGACAUUGAGUUAAAGGUAGGGGGACAAUACAGAGGGGAUAUAAUCGAAGAUAGAUUCGUGAAAUUUCUGAUGUGUAAAAUAACACAUCUUAGGUGUUUUUAUCUUAUAACAAAUGCCGUUUAAAAUACAAUUUUUCUAAAAGUCAAGCGCAGGUAAAAAACCCUGGCUACACGAAAAAUCAAACUGCUUGAUUUUUCUUUAAAUUUGGAAAACUACAGGGUGGUUCAGCCGAAGCUUCCACCCUUAUUUCAAGGAUUUCUCCGUCAAUAAUGCACCAAUUUCUAUAAAAUUUACAUCAAAUUGAAGCUGAUGCGCCCCAUUUUUUGUCCCCCAAAUAUGACGUACCCAAGUUGAAGGAGGCCCCCGUACUGACCUUUGACAUUUUCAUUCCAAAUUUUAAAGCUCGAAAUCGGUGAAACUUAGAAAAUUUUUGCAAUGAUUUUCAAUUGAGUUUCUCGGGCUUGGAAAAUAUUCGAGUCUCUGGCGAAAUGAAACUUUUAUAAGUAGCAGAAAAAGUUGACGGCAGGCAACGGAAUAGCCAUAAUUAUUCUUCAAGGCAUUAUUCUUGUUAUUUUGGGGUAGCAAUCUUAAUUAAUCGAAAUUUUUAAAAAUUCGAACAAAUGCUCGAGACUGUCCACAUGCAUGAAGACAUUCACCCCCGAAAAUGCAUAACAAGUUUCCAGGCCUAGAUUGCCCGAGAAGAGAUUUUGUUCUGAUUCGUCCGACUUGGUACCUCGCCUGGAAUAAAAUAUGCGUUUUAAGAACUUGUUACUUACGUGAACUUCACUUUUUAAAAUUUUUUCAUCGAAUUUGGCAACUUUGUCUUAGCCGAAAAUCCAAAAAUUUUCCAAGUCCGAGAAACUCAAUUGAAAAUCAUUGCAAAAAUUUUCUAAGUUUCACCGAUUUCGAGCUUUAAAAUUUGGAAUGAAAAUGUCAAAGGUCAGUACGGGGGCCUCCUUCAACUUGGGUACGUCAUAUUUGGGGGACAAAAAAUGGGGCGCAUCAGCUUCAAUUUGAUGUAAAUUUUAUAGAAAUUGGUGCAUUAUUGGCGAAGAAAUCCUUGAAAUAAGGGUGGAAGCUUCGGCUGAACCACCCUGUAUAGCUACGUACCAUUCUAAGAAACUUUCCCGUUAACUUUUUUUCGAAAUCUUACUGUACUUUGGGUUACGGUAACAUGACUCGUUUUGUCAUAACUCGAGAACCGGAUGUCGUAGCGAGACGGGGUUUUUACCAGUAUGUUCAGCAUACCGAAAGACGGUUUUUUGUUAGCUACACCAAGUUUCGAAGACGCCGGUAAGUGACCAAAAAAUUUGAAUAUUUAUGCAAAAAUUCAAAAAUAUGCAAAUUUCUCGAAAAUUUAACCCAAAUUAUGCUCAUUUUUAUUUGAUGUGUCGAAAAUAGAAGUCAUAACGGUUCCAACGGUGUAAAAAACUUGAACGUGCGAACCGAGCUGUCUGAGAACGGGCUGUUUGAAGUUGGGGCACCCAGUCACGAAUGAGCAAAAAAUCGGAGUAAACCGCAUAAAAUCAUUGUUAAAUGGCAAGAAUGGAAAGUAAAUUUUGUUAUUACAUCGUAUCGGUCACAAUAGAAGAUUUUCCACAUAAUUUUCAUUAAUUUGCAUAUUUUGGAAUUUCUUGCAUUUACGGCUGCAUCAGCCGCCAGGUAGGCGUGGACAUGGGAAAAGAUCGAUUUUAAGUUUUUUACAUUAAAAUGACUGUUGGAAGGUGCUAAGCAAAAGCGAACAAUAUUUUCUCCCAAAUCCUUCAUUAAGGUAUAUUUUUACAACAUUUUGUCGAUAAUUGCAAGUAAUUCCAAAAUAUGCAAAUUUAUGAAAAUUAUGUGGAAAAUCCUCUAUUGUGACCGAUACGAUGUAAUAACAAAAUUUACUUUCCAUUCUAGCCAUUUAACAAUGAUUUUAUGCGGUUUACUCCGAUUUUUUGCUCAUUCGUGACUGUGUGCCCCAACUUCAAACAGCCCGUUCUCAGACAGCUCGGUUCGCACGCCCAAGUUUUUUACACCGUUGGAACCGUUAUGACUUCUAUUUUCGACACAUCAAAUAAAAAUGAGCAUAAUUUGGGUUAAAUUUUCGAGAAAUUUGCAUAUUUUUGAAUUUUUGCAUAAAUAUUCAAAUUUUUUGAUCACUUCCCGGCGUCUUCGGAACUUGGUGUAGCUAACAAAAAGCCGUCUUUCGGCACGCUGAACAUACUGGUAAAGGCCCCGUCUCGCUACGACAUCCGGUUCUCGAGUUAUGACAAAACGAGUCAUGUUACCGUAACCCAAAGUACAGUAAGAUUUCAAAAAAAAGUUAACGGAAAAGUUUCUUAGAAUGGUACGUAGCUAUAAUUUUCCAAGUUUAAAGGAAAAUGAAGCAGUUUGAUUUUUCGUGUAGCCAGGGUUCUCCAAGCAUAGAAAAAACGUGUUUUAAGUCAUGAAACCAGGGUAAUGUCAUUCGAAAAAAUCUAUUUGGAAUGAUCUUUUCACGAUUUCAUGACUCUAAACGGCGUUUAUAGCCUCGAGAUGAUACAGUGGUGGCAUGGAGGACGACAAAGUGGUCAAGCAAGAUGGACGACUCGCCUUUUUUACUUUUGAUCAUUUUUAUUCCGUUCUUUUCGUUGAUUUCCGGGAAUUUUUAUGUCGCGGAAUGCAAAUGA
Bursaphelenchus xylophilus (pine wood nematode) is the source of this 5136-nucleotide messenger RNA. The record is from the annotation of a GenBank genome assembly. Lineage: Eukaryota; Metazoa; Nematoda; Chromadorea; Rhabditida; Aphelenchoididae.